This is a messenger RNA of Microthlaspi erraticum, 585 nucleotides long. The record is from the annotation of a GenBank genome assembly. NCBI's taxonomy places the organism in Eukaryota, Viridiplantae, Streptophyta, Magnoliopsida, Brassicales, Brassicaceae.
AUGAAGCACAUGCAUGUACCAAACUAUCUCUGGGGAGAAGCAGUACGACAUUCAACCUAUCUCUUAAACCGAAUAGCCACGAGGACACUUAAAGAUGUUACUCCAUAUGAGAUGUUCAGAGGAAAGAAGCCAAUUCUCGAUCACAUACGAAUUUUCGGGUGUAUUGGUUAUGCAAAGGUGGAGAAGCCUCAACUCAAGAAGCUAGACGACAGAUCGCGUGUCCUUGUGCAUUUAGGAACCGAACCAGGGUCCAAAGCUUACCGACUACUUGAGCCACAAGGAAGAAAGAUAAUAGUAAGUCGAGAUGUGGUGUUUGAUGAAUCAAAAGGAUGGAACUGGAGUCAUAGUAACUCGGCUCAGGGAGAUAACAAAGAGUUUAAAGUGAUAUUUGGUGAGUUUGGAAAUCGCGGGAUUCAAGAGAUAUGGGAGAAUGAUGGAAUCGAGAGAUUCAAUGGUGAAACUAAGAUGAUUGGAGGUUCUAAUGACGAACAAGUUGAGAAUAGCCCUAGCUACAAUAUCGCAGAGACGCAUGAGGAAGAGACAGAGGAUACAGAGGAUACAGAGACACAGAGAGUCCUGAAGUAG